Messenger RNA from Acanthosepion pharaonis, 963 nucleotides. Lineage: Eukaryota; Metazoa; Mollusca; Cephalopoda; Sepiida; Sepiidae. The record is from the annotation of a GenBank genome assembly.
AUGUAUCUAUCUAUAUAUCUAUCUAUCUAUCUAUCUAUCUAUCUAUCUAUCUAUCUAUUUAUCUAUCUAUCUAUCUAUUAUCUGAUCUGUUUAAUCUAUCUAUCUAUCUAUCUAUCUAUCUAUCUAUCUAUUCAUCUAUCUAUCUGUUUCAUCUAUGUAUCUAUCUAUCUAUGUUAUUUAAUUUUAAUAUGCAUCUAUCUAUCUCACAUAUUUAUUCCAUCUAUCUAUCUAUUCAUCUAUCUAUCUAUCUAUUCAUCUAUUAUCUCAUCUAUUCAUUCAUUCAUCUAUCUAUCUAUCUAUUCUAUCUAUCUAUUCAUCAUAUCUAUCUAUCUAUCUAUCUAUAUGUAUCAUCUAUCUAUCUAUCUAUCUAUCUAUCUAUCUAUCUAUCAAUCUAUGUUGUUUCUAUCUAUUCAUCUAUCUAUCUAUCUAUCAUCUAUCUAUCUAUCUAUCUAUCUAUCUAUCUAUCUAUCUAUCUAUCUAUCUAUCUAUCAGUCUGUUCAUAUCUAUCUAUCUUCUAUCAUCUAUCUAUCUAAAAUUAUCUUUUAUUUAUUCUAUCAUAUCUAUCUAUCUAUUCAAAUCUAUCUAUCUAUCUAUCUAUCUCUAUCUAUCUAUCUUCAUCUAUCUAUUUCUAUCUAUCUAUCUAUCUAUCUAUCUAUCUAUCUAUCUAUCUAUUCAUCUAUCUCUGUUAUCUAUCUAUCUAUCUAUCUAUUCUAUCUAUCUUUUCUAUCUUCUAUCUAUCUAUCUAUCAUCUCUAUUGCAUCUAUCUCAUAUCAUCUAUCUAUCUAUCUUCUAUCUAUCUCAUCUGUUGACAUAUUUUUUCAUCUAUAUAUCUAUCUAUCUAUAUAUAUUCAUUUAUAUAUCUAUCUAUCAUCUAUCUAUCUAUCUAUCUAUCUAUCUAUCUAUCUAUCUAUCUCAGUCUUCGUCUAUCUAUCUAUCUGUCUAUCUAUUAUCUAUCUAUCAUAA